UCUGCUUUUCAACUUUUUUUUUUUUUAAUGUUUUGAAUUUUAUGAGUUCAUGAUAAUAUGAAUAUGACUUUUGCAAGAAACUGAAUUUGAAAGAGUGCUUUUUAUCUUUCUUUUGUUAUAAUUUAUCUAAUAUCUUUGCAAAAGAAUUUAUGAAACUCCACUUUAAAGACUUUCAACCAUAUUUAAACCAGUAAAGGAGAAGCUUUCCGCCAUACAAGUUGAUCUAAUCAAGAAGAGAGGGCAAUCUGCUUUAUGGUAAUGAAGAAACUCAGGAAGAUCAAAUUUGCUAGAGUAAAGAAACAUGAGCUGCGAAAAUACAAAUUGCUCUUUCUUCUUGAAUCUCGUCAUGCUGCUACUUUUGCUCAUUUUUAAUUAUGCUGAUCUCGCUGCUUCAGUCUCUUGUCAAAGGGACUGUAGAGGUAUCGCUAUCCCGUACCCUUUCGGAAUCGGAAAAGAUUGCUAUCUCGAGAAGUAUUACGAAAUUGAAUGUCGUAAUACAACUUCAAGAAAGCUUGUCCCUUUCCUUUCUGUAAUUGACAAAGAAGUUGUGAGUAUCUCUCUUCCGAGUGCACAAAGUUAUUUUGCUUAUGAAGUAUCUAAUUUAGAUCGUCAUCAAUCUAUUGGGUUAGUUCGUGUCAAAUUCCCGAUUACGUCCGCAGGAUGUUUCACUGAUGAGAAAGAGUCUGACGGAUCAAAAAUGAACUUCACGGGUAGCCCUUUCUUCAUUGACAGCACAAACAACCUCAUAGCGGCUGGUUGCAACAGCAAAGUGUCAUUGAUGUAUAUAAAGCCGAACAUGGUAGGAUGCGAGUUGAGUUGCAAUACAAACAACGACUCACAUAGCAAUAAUACAAGCAAAGACUCGCAUAGCAAUAGCAUCCCUUUUGUCGAAUCAGGGUGCUCGAGCAACGUUUUAUCCUAUUCUCAGGAUCAAGACUGUACUGAAAUGAAGCCAGAAGAAGCAGAAUGCAGUGGUAACGGAUGUUGCCAGGCAAGACUACCUAACGAGCCUCAACAAGUUAUUGGUAUCAGAACAGAGAGCAAUGAUGGAAACUCGACAACCAAAGUGCAGUGUACAGUUGCUUUCUUAACGGAUGAAAUCUACACUUUGUCGAACGCGACCAAAACAGAACAGUUACUUGCUAAGCGAUAUGCUACGGUUAGUCUAGGAUGGGUAAUCCAGACGAAAAAUCAUUAUUUCCUGAACUCCUUGGCCUGCAAACACAGAGAAUAUAACCACAGUACAGCGUACUCUGCUGAACCUGAAAAAAAGUGUACAUGCGCCAGAAGCACUAUAUCUGAGAUAAGUUAUGCAAAUUGUGGAUGCACCUAUGGUUACACAGGUAACCCAUAUAUUUUGGACGGAUGCAAAGAUAUUGAUGAAUGUAAAGUCAAAUUCCAAUACUGUAAAGAGACAGACACUUGCGUGAAUUUCCAGGGAGGGUAUCGCUGUGUGGGAGAUAAGACUAAAGCAAUAAUGAUAGGAGCGGGUGCGGGUUUUGGGGUCUUAGUCCUAGUGGGUGGAGUAUGGUGGCUGAGAAAGUUUUUAAUAAAGAGAAGGAUGACAAAGAGGAAGAAGAAGUUCUUCAAACGUAACGGGGGACUACUAUUGCAACAAGAAUUGAAUACAAGACAAGGCAAUGUCGAAAAGACGAGAGUCUUCAACUCGAGAGAGCUAGAGAAAGCCACCGAGAACUUCAGCGAAAACAGAGUUCUUGGACAUGGGGGUCAAGGUACUGUGUACAAAGGUAUGCUCGUAGAUGGUAGAACUGUUGCAGUCAAGAAAUCCAAAGUUAUAGAUGAGGACAAACUACAAGAGUUCAUCAACGAGGUCGUGAUUCUCUCCCAAAUAAACCAUAGACACGUCGUCAAACUCUUGGGAUGUUGUCUUGAGACAGAAGUUCCGAUUCUGGUUUACGAGUUUAUCAUCAAUGGAAACCUCUUCCAGCAUAUCCAUGAAGAGUCUGAUGAUUACACUAUGAUAUGGGGAAUGCGUCUACGCAUUGCUGUGGAUAUGGCAGGAGCUCUUUCAUAUCUUCAUUCUGCUGCAUCUUCUCCAAUUUAUCAUAGAGAUAUCAAGUCAACAAACAUAUUACUAGACGAAAAGUACCGAGCCAAGGUGGCUGAUUUUGGAACAUCAAGGUCAGUCACCAUAGAUCAAACUCAUUGGACAACGAUCAUUUCAGGUACGGUUGGGUAUGUGGAUCCAGAGUAUUACCGGUCCAGCCAGUAUACUGAAAAGAGUGAUGUUUAUAGCUUUGGAGUCGUUCUAGCAGAACUUAUUACUGGAAAUAAGCCUGUCAUAACGGUACAAAGCAGUCAAGAAAUAGUAGCCUUGGCAGAGCAUUUCAGACUUGCCAUGAAAGAGAAGAGACUUUCUGAUAUCGUUGAUGUUAGAAUAAGAGAUGAUAGCAAACCGGAACAAGUUAUGGCAGUGGCAAAGGUGGCGAUGAAGUGUUUGAGCUCAAAAGGAAAGAAACGUCCGAAUAUGAGACAAGUUUUUACGGAGCUGGAAAGGAUCUGUACUUCUCCUGAGGAUUCACAGGUGCAAAAUCGGACUGACGAAGAAGAGGAAGAAGAAGAAGGAGAAGAAGAAGAAGUUGUGACAAUAAUAAACAGAGGCGAUUCUUGGAGCAUUGGUGUUACUGCUCCAGCCUCUAGUAUUGUGGCUUCACCUCCUUCUUCAGAUGUUGAACCAUUGUUUCCUCGUCUCACAUGGUGACACUGUCGGAUCUUAAGAGUAUGGUGAACAAAUGUGAUGUAUCUGAUUAAAACGUUUGUGUGUAUAGAUUUGUAACCCAUUUGUAUUGUUGUAAGUCUUGAGUUAGUAGUUGUACUAUAGACUUGUGUUUUGAGAUUUAUAAUAUA
Messenger RNA from Capsella rubella, 2868 nucleotides. Its product is annotated as wall-associated receptor kinase-like 18. Gene Ontology annotation, biological process: cell surface receptor signaling pathway; protein phosphorylation. Bases 302 to 2722 code for a protein of 806 amino acids. Lineage: Eukaryota; Viridiplantae; Streptophyta; Magnoliopsida; Brassicales; Brassicaceae. Gene Ontology annotation, molecular function: protein serine/threonine kinase activity; calcium ion binding; ATP binding. Gene Ontology annotation, cellular component: plasma membrane. The transcript has 4 exons. The record is from RefSeq and is a predicted model, not a curated record.